GAAAGCGGGAAAACAGAGAGAGAGAGAGAGAGAGAGAGAGAGAGAGAGAGAGAUGGGAGCAGGAACAAGGAAGAAGGUGCAACGGAAGUUCAAGAUAAGGGGAUAUGCACUGAAAGUAGAAGCUUUGGAAGAGAUUCUCUCAUUCCUCACCCGAUUCGAAGACGCUGAAGACGAAGCCCUCGAUCUCCUCCUCGACGAGAUCGAAAAGGAAUCCCUUAAAUCUUCUAUCCUGGACAAGGAAUCCAUCCACCGUGUUGUCAGCCUUCUACUCGAAGCUGAAGCUGCAGUAGAGACAAGUACCAGCUCCAGCAACCGGUCUGCACUUCGCAUAAUAGACUCCUUUCUAAUUCCUAAAUAUUGCUAUGAUCCUAUCAAGAAGGUCUUUUACGAGCACACAGGGAAGCUACCAAUUCAUGGUGAAGCAAGCGCAAAAGCUGCUUUGUACCGGGACAGAUUUCAGUUGUUGCUUCAGAGGCUAUCUCGUGAUCGUCAUUUUUCUAAACCUGCAUUUGAUGCUGAAAUGACUCAUUCUGGAAACUGUGAGAUAACUCCCAUUCAAUCUCUGAUCGGAUGCACAGGGAGGAGAUGGAUCAUGGGGGUGAUAUCUCAAUUGGAAGAUGGUCAUUUCUUCUUAGAAGAUCUAACUGCAGCAGUACCAGUCAAUUUGUCCAAUGCAAAGAUCACUUCGGGAUUCUUUGUGGAGAACACCGUAAUUGUGGCAGAAGGCGAGCUGCUCCCCAAUGGCAUUUUCCAGGUAAAUACAUGUGGGUUUCCCCCAUUAGAGGAUAGGGAUUCCUCUCUUGCACUCCUUGUCGGACUUGACUUCUUUGGUGGCGGUUCUCUGUCAUCAGAAGAAACUCUCAGACUUGCAGGAUUGGAAAAGAAGGCAAUCAAUGACAUGUUUGUCAUUCUCUCUGAUGUUUGGCUAGACAAUGAAGAGACCAUGGCAAAGCUAGCUGCUGUCUUGGAUGGUUAUGAGACCGUGGAGGUUGUGCCUUCUCUGUUUGUUUUGAUGGGAAAUUUCUGCUCUCGCCCCUGUAACCUGGCCUUCAACUAUUUCUCAAGUCUCAGAUUGCAGUUUGGAAAGCUCGGGGAAAUGAUAGGAGCCCAUCCGCGGUUGAAAGAGCAAAGCCGAUUUCUGUUUAUUCCAGGUCCUGAUGAUGCAGGCCCAUCAACUGUUCUUCCAAGGUGUGCCUUACCAAAAUAUCUAACAGAAGAGCUACAAAAGCACGUUCCCACUGCCAUCUUCUCAAGUAAUCCUUGCAGAAUCAAGUUCUAUACCCAAGAAAUUGUAUUUUUCCGGCAAGAUCUUCUUUAUAGAAUGCGCCGCUCUUGUUUGAUACCCCCUUCGAAGGAAGAAACCAGCGAUCCUUUUGAGCAUCUUGUUGCUACCAUUACUCAUCAAAGUCAUCUUUGCCCUCUUCCUCUUACCAUACAACCCAUUAUUUGGAACUAUGAUCACUGCCUGCGAUUGUACCCGACGCCACACACGAUAGUGUUGGGGGACCGGAGUGAACAGAAGGCGUUCAAGUACACCGGUGUCACCUGUUUCAACCCAGGUUCCUUUUCUAAUGACAGCACAUUCGUGGCAUACCGUCCUUGCACCCAAGAAGUCGAGUUGUCAGCCCUCUAAAAUUUAGUAGUUCUGAGCAUUCAUCGAUCCCCAUCGGGAUUCGAAUGGUGAAAUGCAACUCUUAGCUGAUCUCACCCUCCUGAUGAAUGCAAUCCAUGAACAUGAGAUUAGAAAUUUCGGAUCCAUACAUGCCAUGGCCAGGGUCCAGAAUGCAGGCUUGAAGAUGGAUCAUCUGACCAAGGGCGGGAGCGGUGGAAUGCAAACAUGGAGGCUUUCAUCAGUGAUUGCUGCAGGCACCAUGCUGAACAUGGAUUCAGCUUAUUGUAUUACUCAUUGAGGAUUGAUUUUUGUAUUAGUAUGAAAAAAUUUCUAUAUAUUUAUCUCUAAACAAAAGGAAAUUCUUGAAGAAAGACAACAACCAGAAAUGGGUUCAAAAUCAAA
Magnolia sinica is the source of this 2014-nucleotide messenger RNA. Its product is annotated as DNA polymerase epsilon subunit B. Gene Ontology annotation, molecular function: DNA binding. The transcript has 13 exons. The record is from RefSeq and is a predicted model, not a curated record. Gene Ontology annotation, biological process: error-prone translesion synthesis; DNA-templated DNA replication. The coding region runs from base 53 to 1633 and encodes 526 amino acids. Gene Ontology annotation, cellular component: epsilon DNA polymerase complex. Lineage: Eukaryota; Viridiplantae; Streptophyta; Magnoliopsida; Magnoliales; Magnoliaceae.